Messenger RNA from Meloidogyne enterolobii, 342 nucleotides. The record is from the annotation of a GenBank genome assembly. Lineage: Eukaryota; Metazoa; Nematoda; Chromadorea; Rhabditida; Meloidogynidae.
AACCGAAUGCACGAGUCUCUUAAAUUAUUUGAUUCAAUUUGCAACAAUAAGUGGUUUACUGAUACGUCCAUAAUUCUAUUUCUCAAUAAAAAAGAUUUAUUUGAAGAAAAAAUUAAAAAGUCUCAACUCACUGUUUGCUUCCCAGAAUAUAACGGCCGUCCCGACUACCACGAAGCUUCCGCCUACAUCCAAGCCCAAUUCGAAGCCAAAAAUCGUUCUACAAAAAAAGAAAUUUAUUGUCACAUGACUUGUGCUACCGACACCACAAACAUUCAAUUUGUAUUUGAUGCCGUAACAGAUGUUAUAAUCGCCAAUAAUUUGCGAGGAUGCGGCCUAUAUUAA